AUGGCAGAGGUUCCAGCACCCACUCCUCUGGUAGAGUGGCCAGACUACAAUCUCAUGCCCACCGGAGGAGAUGUCAUGACGACGGAUCUCAAUGCGCCGUACGACAAAGGCGACUUGUGCUGGAUGUUAGUGAGCAGUCUUAUAUGCUGGCAAAUCACGCCUGCCAUAGGCUUCCUCUACGCCGGAAUGCACAGGAAAAAAUCAGCGCUCACCAUGCUUUUCCAAUCCCUGUUCUGCGCCUGCGCCGUGGGCAUCCAAUUCUGGGUCUACGGCUACUCGCUCUACCAAUCGCACACCACCAACGCGUUCCUCGGGGAUUUGUCAAAAGCAGGCCUGCACAACGUUCUGGGGUACCCGUCGCUUGCAAACAGCGACAUCCCGGAUAUCCUGUAUGCGUGCUUCGGCUUCACGUUUGUGACCUGCACUGCCAUGAUUUUGGCGGGGGGUAUGCUUGAGCGUGGGCGCCUGUGGCCUUCGAUGCUGUUUCUGCUCUGCUGGACAACUUUCGUGUACUAUCCUCUGGCGCACGCGGAGUGGAAUCCAAGCGGUUGGCUGUACAAACUCGGCGUGUAUGACUUCGCUGGAUCGGGUCCCGUGCAUAUUGCGUCUGGGUUUUCGGCGCUGGCGUGGGCGAUUAUGCUGGGUCGUAGGGUGGAUGUGAAUAAGGAGUCGCUGCAUCCUAGGGUGCCGCAUUUCAAGGCCCAUAGCCCGGCUCUUGUGGUUCUUGGCACGGUUUUGAUCUGGUUUGGGUGGUAUUCCUUUAAUGGUGCAUCGACGGCCAAUCUCUCCAUUCGCUCCAUAUACGUCGUCUGCAAUACUAACCUCGCUGCUUGCGGGGGCGGCAUUGCUUGGAUAUUGCUCGACUAUUCCCUAACUGGCAAAUUCUCCAUUGUCGGUUUCUGCUCUGGCAUCAUCAGCGGUCUUGUCGGCAUCACCCCAGCAGCUGGCUUCAUCCCCAUCUACUUCGCCGCCCUAAUCGGCGCUCUAACCUCCCUAUGCUGCUACUUCACCGCAAAAUACAAAUACCUCCUCGGCGUCGACGAAGGGCUAGACAUCUUCGCCAUCCACGGGCUCGGCGGUUUCGUCGGCGACAUCCUGACGGGUAUUUUCGCCGCGGACUUCGUACCCGCUCUGGACGGCGUGAGCAACACAUAUGAAGGCGGCUGGUAUAAUCGCAACUGGAAGCAGGUCGGGUACCAGCUCGCUGCUGCGUGUACGUGUGCGCUGUGGUCGUUUGUUUUCUCCAUCGUCAUGUUGUUUGUUAUUAGUAGGAUUCCGGGGUGCCAUCUUAGGAUCGCGGAGGAGGAUGAGGUUAGGGGCUUGGAUUAUAGGUAUUUUCAUGAUGUUGAGGAUGAGAUUGUUAUUCUGGGGUUGGAUGGUGGGAGUGGGAGUGGGAGUGGGAGUGGAAGUGGAAGUGGAACGGGAUUGACGGGGAUCGAGUGGGAUGGUGGUAGUAUUGGGUUGAUUCCAUGGCGGACAGUGUUGUUCGGGGCUGGUCGACUUUUGGGCUCUGGAACCAUCGCAGCGCAUAUGGUGUUCUGGGUAAACGUCACGGUCCUCGGCAAAGCCUGCUAUCACAUGCUUUCCCACCCAGCCUCGAGGCGCAGCAACAACCGCUGA
This is a messenger RNA of Dothidotthia symphoricarpi CBS 119687, 1620 nucleotides long. Its product is annotated as ammonium transporter. Gene Ontology annotation, biological process: ammonium transmembrane transport. Bases 1 to 1620 code for a protein of 539 amino acids. NCBI's taxonomy places the organism in Eukaryota, Fungi, Ascomycota, Dothideomycetes, Pleosporales, Dothidotthiaceae. Gene Ontology annotation, molecular function: ammonium channel activity. Gene Ontology annotation, cellular component: plasma membrane. The record is from RefSeq and is a predicted model, not a curated record. The transcript has 6 exons.